This is a messenger RNA of Thalassophryne amazonica, 1587 nucleotides long. Its product is annotated as coagulation factor VII. Lineage: Eukaryota; Metazoa; Chordata; Actinopteri; Batrachoidiformes; Batrachoididae. Gene Ontology annotation, biological process: proteolysis; blood coagulation. The transcript has 10 exons. Gene Ontology annotation, molecular function: serine-type endopeptidase activity; calcium ion binding. The record is from RefSeq and is a predicted model, not a curated record. Bases 55 to 1512 code for a protein of 485 amino acids. Gene Ontology annotation, cellular component: extracellular region.
GAUUAAGUGAUUGUAGUUUAAAAGUUGAUUGACUUUUGUUGUUCCUCCACAGACAUGUUGGUAGUGCUCUACUUGCUGUUGAUCUGCUUUGAGCUCACACUGAGUGCAGUCUUCCUGGAGCAGGCGUCAGCAGGUCAGCUCCUCCACUCCUCCAGGGGGCGUCGUGCCAACUCCUACUUCCUAGAAGAGAUGCUUCCAGGCAACCUGGAGAGGGAAUGUUACGAGGAGAAGUGCUCACAGGAGGAGGCCGCAGAGAUCUUCCAAACCAAUGAGAAGACUCUGGAAUUCUGGUACAGAUACACAAAUUUGAACCCGUGUCAGACCAGCCCCUGUCUCAACGGAGGGAUCUGCACUCUUGACCGAGGAGACUUCCUGUGCCUCUGUCCUCCACAGUACCAUGGCAAGACCUGCGACACAGUGGUGUUGAAGUGUCACUAUAGAAACGGGGGCUGUAUGCAGUACUGUUUGGACCUGGUGGGCAGAACAGGAGUCCAGUGUGGCUGCGCUGAUGGAUACAAACUGGAAUCUGAUGGACACAGCUGCUUCAAUACAGUAACUUUUCCCUGUGGCCGUCAGAAGAAUGAGGCAGUUUAUCAUUUCCGAUCUCUCUCAAGUACCUCCACUAAGCUGAACAUCUCCAUGGGGCUUGAUGCUGCCAUGUUGGACUCCAUCGACUGGACCAACUCAACAGAGAGUGAUCAUCUGGUGGAAAAUAUAACGUCUGUCCAAAGAUGGUGGAACGGGACAGAAAGGGACUCAGCAUCAACUGAUGACUUCAAUGCCCGCAUAGUGGGUGGGUUCCUGGAGAAGCGAGGAGGGAGUCCCUGGCAGGUUCUAAUCCACAGGUCUGAUGGUUAUGGGUUCUGUGGCGGCACUCUGGUUUCGGAUCGUUGGGUUGUUUCUGCUGCUCACUGCUUCCAGGAGGAGCCACAUCAUGUCACAAUAGGGGACUAUGAUAAGAGUCUUCCUGAUCCAGGUGAGCAACUGGUGAAGGUUGAGAAAGUGGUGAUUCAUCCACACUUUCACUCAUUCACCUUCGACAGUGACAUCGCUCUCCUCUACCUAAGCCAAGCUGUGGUCUGGAGUCCCACCGCCAUCCCCGCCUGCCUCCCUGACGCCCACCUCUCCAAAUAUCUCCUACGGGAGAAUAAUAGGGGCGUGGUCACAGGCUGGGGGGCAACACAGUUCCUAGGUCGCUCCUCACGUUUCCUCAGGAAGGUGACACUCCCAGUGGUCAGUCAACAGAACUGCAUGAAUUCAACUGAACAGGUGAUCACAGACAACAUGUUCUGUGCAGGAUACCUGGAGGCCAGUAUUGACGCCUGCAGUGGAGACAGUGGAGGACCCUUUGUGGUCUACUACAGAGGUACCUGGUUUCUGACUGGUGUGGUGAGCUGGGGUGAAAAAUGUGCUGCCAGAGGGAAGUACGGCGUCUACACCCGCCUGGGGAACUUUCUGGGCUGGAUCCACGACAUCAUGGAGCAACAUGACAAGAACAUCACCGAGAGCUGAGCCAGAAACCAAAAGAGCCAUCUGAGCUUUCUGGUGCUUGUAAUAGAAAACUUAUUUUUGUUUUUGUGUCCAUUU